Fraxinus pennsylvanica is the source of this 621-nucleotide messenger RNA. Lineage: Eukaryota; Viridiplantae; Streptophyta; Magnoliopsida; Lamiales; Oleaceae. The record is from the annotation of a GenBank genome assembly.
AUGGGUGCCUCAAGAUUGUGGUUUUCAGCAAUUUCCUUACUGAGCAGGGUGAAAGGGGAAAUGUCAAAACUUUUUGGUUUUCUUGCCCUUUUGGAGUGUAAUUUUGAUAAUAACAAAAACAUGCCAUCUAAUUUCAACACUUACCAUGACAUCGAGGUUGUCUAUAACUGUUUGAAGAAUGAAUAUGGAAUCAAGCAAGAGGAUGUUGUUUUGUAUGGUCAAUCUGUCGGGGGUGGUCCAACGCUACACUUGGCUGCUUGCUCACCGAGGUUCAGAGCUGUUGUUCUUCAUAGUGCCAUUCUUUCAGGAAUACGAGUUCUGUACAAUGUCAAAUUCACAUUCUGGUUCGACAUUUUUAAAGGCACAAAUGAUUAUAUUGUCGAUUGGUUCCAUGGUAAGCGACCGUGGGAACUUUCUAAAGAGAAAUAUGAUCCAUUGUGGGUCCAAGGUGGAGGACACUGCAAUCUUGAAACUUUCCUGGAGUACAUUAAGCACUUGCGCAAAUUUGUAAAUGCAAUGGAGAAACACUCCUUUUCAAAACGAAACAUGGCAAAACUUAGUACAGCCCCGAGUACAACAGAAUCCAAACACAGCAGGUGUUUGAGAUUUCCAAAAAGAUAA